UGUAACGUUAGCGAAUAUUCGCAUAUUAACGUUAGAAACACGUUUAUAUUAGAGUACGUAGUUACAUAAACAAAAAUCAAAAAGACUUGUACUUAAAAGGAAAAUAUUUAUGAGCUUGAACAGUUUAGCUUUCUUGAGGUUCUUCAGCAGUAACGUUAGCCUAACCACAAUGCUGUUAACAGCUCGCCGCCUGUCCAAAGUGCUGCAGCUCACCCUGGCGGUCAUGAAGCCAGAUGCUGUAGCUCAUCCUGUGAUGUUAGAGGCUCUCCACCAGAGGAUCCUGGACAACAACUUUGUGAUUGUUAGAUGCAAAGAUCUUGUGUGGAAGAGACAGGACUCUGAGAGGUUUUACGCUGAACAUUCAGGGCGAUUCUUCUACCAAAGACUUGUUGAAUUCAUGUCAAGUGGACCGAUGCGAGCGUAUAUUUUAGCCAGAGAGGACGCCAUUCGUCACUGGAGAGAACUUAUGGGACCAACCAAAGUGUUCAGAGCCAGAUACACCUCGCCUGCUACGAUCAGGGCCCAGUUUGGACUCACAGACACACGAAACACAACUCACGGAUCAGUCUCCCCUGCACUCAGGUGUUUUGUGUGGCCACCUGUUUGAGGCUUUCCACGGGUUUCAUAACCUCGUAGGUGGUGAGGGACUUCUUCACCUUCCCGUUCUUGUCCACCUGAUGGAUGCUCUGUGUCACUGUGAUGGUCACCUGCUUGGUCGACAUCCGAUUGUCCUGCCAUUUUGUCUGAUGACGAGGAAUGAAAGAUGGGACAUUAGAAAAACUAUUCAUUUCACUUUUACUAUUAUGUAUGACAAAACAUCAGAAUUCUCACAUUUGAGAAGCUGGAGGCAGCAAAUGUUUGGCAAGUUUUCUUUAAAAUAAUGACUAAAUUAUUUCAUUAUCAAAAUGGUUGUCACUUAUCUAAUGGUCGACUAAUCGAUUAUUUCACUAAUUGUGAAAUUCACAUGUGAGCUGGCCAUAAAAAUGAAAACAACAAAGAUGAUGGUUUGAUUCUCCUUAACUUAACUACAAUUGGUCUCCCACAACUCGUUACUUUUACUCAAAAAAUGAAUAGAAACAAAAAGGUGCUUUGAUAUUCUAUAUUGGUGGAGCGUCUUACAAUCUCUUCAGUGUGUAGAACGCUUCUGCGCUGCACUGUGAUGCCAGAAGAUGGUAACACUGCCUCCUUGGCUGGAGAGCCCAGUAUUGCAGGGGGGCUGCUGGCUUUCACGUCGUUCAGACUGGCUUCAGACACGGCCGAACAGACCUUUAGGUAAGCCUGAGCAGGGGGAGGGAGGCCGUCCUCGAAGAAAUCUGGAACUGGAACAAAACAAAAGCUCAGCUGUCUGAAAGCUUGCUUUACAAUCCUAGAUAUGGGGGUGAAUUGGUAACAUGUACUUUCCUGUUAAUCUGUUAAGACUUCAAGUGUUAUACAGAGCACAUGCUUGGUUAUGGCCCUGUCACACAUACUGUAGAUGUGGGAGGCUCGUGGGUGUUUCAGCUAAAAUGGUUUUACAAUGUAGCUGUAAACACAACAUUCUAAUUAACCCAAUCAGAUAACGAAAAUUAUUUUAGCAGAAAAACAAACAUUCAAAGGGCUGAAUACAAUAAACAAAAUGUAUAAAACAUAUUAGGAGUUAUUAUGUUUUAUAUACAGUUAUAUAGAAACGGUAUGGUAUAACUAUGCUUAUAAAAGGGAUGGAAUAAUUAAGAAACAAAUAGCAGAAAGGAGCUCACAGUAUGGUAUUAAGCCAUACUAUUAAUUAUGUUGACAAUAGAUGAACCAUUUCGGAGAUAACCACAUAAUCUGAGAUUAGUAGUAAUUCAAGUGCUGAAACUGUCAUUUUUGUACAAAAAAAAAAAAAGAUUAUUAAUUGUUACUGGAUCUCUAGAACCAAGAAAUCAGGGGCUUUUGUGACAGGAUAAUUGUUAAUCAUAAAUUAGUCAUGCACUCUUUCAGAAUAAAGAAAGAAACCAACAAAUGGUGUAUUCCAGCCCUGACACUAUAGUAAUAUCACACUGUAUGAUUUGGGUAGUGAAGAAGUGAGCCAUUUGUAAAUCUAACAGCAUUAGUCAGAGGUUGAAGCUUACUGAUAGCGUACAGGUGCAUUACUGUCACCACUGACCUAAUCUGACUACAGUGUGGAGCAGUGAAGUGUCAUGAAUCAUGGGAAACACUCUGAAUAUCACUCUGAAGUGGUAUUUGGUGUGCACUUCAAGUGUGGGCUAAGUGUCCUGGUUGAUGGCAUUGUACAGAUGUAUACCUCCUAAUAGUGAUGUGUAAACAUGAACUUAAAUAUUCCAGGCCACGUGUGGACUGGCAACACAAACAGAGCAAGACUUUUUAAA
Perca flavescens (yellow perch) is the source of this 2348-nucleotide messenger RNA. RefSeq names its product NME/NM23 nucleoside diphosphate kinase 6 (gene nme6). The transcript is spliced from 6 exons. Lineage: Eukaryota; Metazoa; Chordata; Actinopteri; Perciformes; Percidae. Gene Ontology annotation, molecular function: nucleoside diphosphate kinase activity. Gene Ontology annotation, cellular component: mitochondrion. The record is from RefSeq and is a predicted model, not a curated record. Bases 110 to 607 code for a protein of 165 amino acids. Gene Ontology annotation, biological process: negative regulation of cell growth; UTP biosynthetic process; GTP biosynthetic process.